UGUCACCUAAAACUGCACCCGAACCCGCGGCGUGUUUGUUUGUCUCAGUCUGCUUCCUCGGUUUUUCACGUCCAUUAUUUAAAACAGAAAACAAUGUCUUCAAUCAAAGAGAGAGCUGCAGCCCUGAACCUGGCAGAGAAACUGUGCGUGCGUCCUCAAGGUCCAGGAGGGACCACCAAGCCUGUGCAGUCCUCGUCCAUAUGGAGCGGCAUCGUGUCCCACCUCAGGUCCACUGUGACGGUGAAACGCAGACUUGUCCACCUCAAGUCCCACAACGAGUGUUUCCUCGGCUCGGAGGCCGCGGACGUUGUGGCAGAACACCUCGCCAACGCCAGGGGCCUUGAGGGUGCGAGUGUGUCACGGGACAAAGUGGUGUGUGUGUGCCAGGCGUUGCUGCAGUGUAAGGUGUUCGAGGCCGUGGGAACAAAAGUGUUCGGCAAAAACAAAAACCGGGAUGUAUUCCAGGACAGCAAGAGCGCCCUCUACAGGUUUGUCGGUUCGUCCACACCUUCAGUUGAUGAGUUGGAAAAAGGCGAGCUUGUGAACGGGAUCCAGAAAUUCUUUUGCAGCACUUCUUCAGACGGCUGGGAUGAACAGACGUGUUUGUCCGAGCGUCACGAUGACACGUCCGUCCCUGAGACGUCCUCGACGAGCAGCCAGCUCGAGACUCGCUUCGCCGCUAGUCUGACGAUGGGUCCUCCAGCGGGCGGUCUGAGUCCCAGCAAAUUACAGACCCCCUCCAGUGUACCACAGUCGUUGGUGAAUGAGGUGUGGCAGGAGCAGACUUUGCUCAGGCUGUUAAACCUGAUAGAGCUCCCCCUGCUGGAAGGAGUGCUGCAGUGCACAUCAUCUCCACCCGCUGAGAACCUGGUGGCGCGGGGUAACCCCGACCUGAUCUACAGCAGCAACCACCUGGACCGACAGAUCCUCAGGGCCUUCAGGAACUCCCAGGAAGACGAGUGGCUCUGCGCAGCCCUGGACUGUUUGGACUUCCUGCCCGACCAGCCGGUGGUGGAGCUGAGCCGAGAGCUGCCUCAUUGUGAGAGCUGCGAUGGUGAACCAGCCGGCGGCAGCGUCCAACAGCGAGGUCCCAGCAGUGAGGAGCAGACGAGUCCGUCUCAGAGCGACUCGGUCCAGUGUAAGCUGCUGCUAUACGAGGCGCUGGUGAAGCACUACGGCAACACAAGCCGGCCCCCUCUGCUGCCUCAGCCCAUGGCAGACAUCUACACGGCCAUAACUGACCUGCUGGUGAGCGCCGAGAUGGGCAAGGCUCUGGAGGCUCUGCAGCUGUGUCUGAAGCUGCUUCCUCAGAGCAGCAGAGAAGAACUGCACCAGCUGCUCACCUUCAUGUCCCUGGCAGCCAGUCCACAAGGAGUAAAGGUUGACAAGGAGGUGGAGAACAGACUGGCGGUGAAGAAGUCGUUCGCCAGGGCGAUACUGGACAGCAAGACGCUCUCAAAGGAAAAAGAGGAUCUUCUGUUGGUCUUUAUGCUGAGCAACGUAAAGGAAAUCUUUAAGAUACCGGGGUCCCUGCACAAAGGAGUGAGCGAGAAACUGGCCAGACUGGCUCAGGGUGAACAGCCCGAUGUGACGGGUUCUACGAUCAGCCCGCAGGCUUCCAGCAGGACUCACACGGAGACGACUACGAACCGAGAACUGUUAGUGCUCCUGAACAACAUCAACCUGGACACGAAGAUAUCCAGCAAGGAGAGGAAACGCCUCCUCAGACAGUUCUACCAAGCUCACCCGGAGAUAUUUACCCAGUACUUUGGGGACUCUGCUGCCAUCGAGCUGUAGACCCGUUAAAAACUGGGGUUAUGUUGUAAAGCUACACGAUCGUAUAUUAUACGGACUUUUUUCUUUUUCUGUAAAACUGUUGACUUGAUGCGCUGUCAACAGAGAAAGUUGAAGGAAAAAGAGCAGCUGCAAAAACUGAGUUUACUUGAUUAAAUUAUGUUCUGGUUUAAAGGAUAACAAUGCAUAAAACAGCCUGAUAAACACUAGUAUAUAUCAGGUAUGUGCUGGGUGGGUAGGUACCCAGUAAGUACUUAAAUCCUCAGAAAAUACCGAUAUAUUGGGUACACACUUACGUACCAGUUAAGUCUUUGUACUGAUCUUAUGUAUUCUGUUUAAAGAACAACCUGAGUGACAUUAUUAUUGUAAAAAUAUGCAGAAACUUUCUGACUGAACAUUUUCCUACAAAGAUUAGGGAGCUUCUCAAGGACUUGCAAUACUUUCAUUAAAAAAGUAUUACCUGAAACUAGUAACGUAAACUUUAAAUGUGACUAAUCAUUUUUAUCUUAAGUUGAUACUUGUUAGUUUUUCAGCUGCUAGCUUUGGUCUCUAAAUGUUCUGGGUUUUUCAGUGUCGUGUUUUGACAAACUGAUAUGAAAAAUGUCUCCAGUUUCUGUUUGUUUUUGUUAUUUGAUAAUAAAUUUCUUCUGUCAAAGUAAA
Molecule: messenger RNA, 2454 nt
Organism: Austrofundulus limnaeus
Lineage: Eukaryota; Metazoa; Chordata; Actinopteri; Cyprinodontiformes; Rivulidae
Product: DEP domain-containing protein 7
Exons: 12
Coding region: 94-1797 (567 amino acids)
Biological process (GO): intracellular signal transduction
Source: RefSeq, a predicted model, not a curated record